Chlorocebus sabaeus (green monkey) is the source of this 3482-nucleotide messenger RNA. It is a transcript of the gene CCM2L, whose product is annotated as CCM2 like scaffold protein. The record is from RefSeq and is a predicted model, not a curated record. NCBI's taxonomy places the organism in Eukaryota, Metazoa, Chordata, Mammalia, Primates, Cercopithecidae. Gene Ontology annotation, biological process: heart morphogenesis.
UUCCGACCAGGCAGGAAAAAGAACAAAGGAACUGGGUUGGGGGGGUGGAGGGGAUGGCCAGGAGGGUGGCAGAAGUAGAGGGGACAUUUCACCAUGGAAUAUGAAGUCAAGAAAGGGAAGAAGGGCUUUGUAUCCCCCAUCCGAAGGCUGGUGUUCCCCAAGGCCGGGCGCCGUGCAGCCUGUAGGAGCAGCGUGAGCCGCCGGCCCCUGCACUCGAUGCCCCUUUAUCCCCCUGACUACCUCAUCGACCCCCAGAUUCUGCUGUGUGACUACCUGGAGAAAGAGGUCAAGUUCCUGGGCCACCUUACCUGGGUGACUUCCUCACUGAACCCCUCCAGUCGGGACGAGCUCCUGCAGCUGCUAGACACCGCUAGGCAGCUGAAGGAGCUGCCGCUGAAGACCACGGCGGAGCAGGACAGCAUCCUGAGCCUGUCUGCCCGCUGCCUGCUGCUCACCUGGCGCGACAACGAAGAGCUCAUCCUGCGAAUCCCUACGCACGAGAUCGCCGCCGCCUCCUACCUGCAGGACGACGCGCUGCACCUGCUAGUGCUCAAGACCGGUCUGGGCGUGGACCCGGUGCCGGCCGGCGUGGACGCCAGCCCAGGCGGCGCAGGACGCGACCCUGGCCCACCGGGCGCGGCGCCCGAGAAGCGGCGGGUGGGCACCGCGGAGCGGCGCCACACCAUCUGCAGCCUGGACUGGCGGAUGGGGUGGGGUGGGGGCACUGCGGAGGCCCGGGCCGGGGGAAGCGGUGGCGGCAGCCUGGAGCGCCAGCGCGUCGGGGCGCGGGCGUCGGGCAGCUGGGAGCGGCGGCAGACGUUCAGCGGCAGCUGGGAGCGGCGGCACGGAAGCGCAGGCGGCGGCGGUGCAGGCAAGCCGGGCGGCAGCUGGGAGCGGAGGCAGGCGGGCAGUGGCGGUGGCAGCUGGGAGAGGCGCCACCCCGGUCCCAACCCGCUUGACCCGCAGGACCCCAGCCCCGACGCCUACUGCAACCUGGUCAUCCUGGCUGUAGCCAACAGGGAUGCUGCAGAGGAGUCCUGCGCACUCAUCUGUCAGGUCUUCCAGAUCAUCUAUGGGGACCAGAGUAUUGAGUGUGUGGACCGGGCUGGCUACCACUACACAUCCACGCCCGAACGGCCGUGGCUCUGCAGCCGCAGUGAGAGCUGCCGCACAGAUGGGACGUAUGCCUAUGAUGCCGACUUCAGCUGCUGCAGCUCCUUCAAUGGCUCCCAGGACACCUUUGAAGCAUGUUACAGCGGCACGUCCACACCUUCUUUUCACGGCUCCCACUGCAGCGGCAGCGACCACAGCGGUCUGGGCUUGGAGCAGUUACAGGAUUACAUGGUCACGUUGCGGAGUAAGCUGGGGCCCCUCGAGAUCCAGCAAUUUGCGCUGCUGCUGCGGGAGUACCGGCUGGGGCUGCCCAUCCAGGACUAUUGCACAGGCCUGCUGAAGCUCUAUGGAGACCGGCGCAAGUUCCUCCUCCUCGGGAUGCGGCCCUUCAUCCCGGACCAGGACAUCGGCUACUUCGAGGGCUUCCUGGAGGGCGUGGGCAUCCGCGAGGGCGGCAUCCUCACUGACAGCUUUGGCCGCAUCAAGCGCAGCAUGAGCUCCACGUCGGCCUCUGCAGUGCGCAGCUACGAUGGCGCGGCGCAGCGGCCCGAGGUACAGGCCUUCCACCGGCUGCUGGCUGACAUCACGCACGACAUCGAGGCGCUGGCCCCCGAUGACGACGAUAACGACGACGAUGAGGAGGAUGAGCCCCGGGGCUCCAGGGGCGGGAGCGACGCUGCCGAAGACAACUACCUGUAGCCACCGCCCCUGCGGACGGUGUGGCCCCGCAGCCCACCUCCGAGUCUCAGCUUUGCCUGGGCGACCCUAUCCCCGGGGGAGACCCUGUCCCCAGAGCCCGCUCAUCACACCUGGCGGGGGCGGGGGCGUCUUCACUCCAGGGUCUCGCUCCCUGCCUUUGGGGCCCGGGACCCUGCAGUACCGAGAGUGUCCUGCAGCAGGCGAGCGAAGCCGGGCCCUAAAGACCGGGGCAGUCACCCGGGGCUCCCGUGCCGCUCUGCCAGGCUGGGGCUGGGCAGCGAUCCUGCUUUGUCCCAGAAGCCCAGAGGGCGCGGCCCCAGAACACCUCCUCCCUGGGACGCCGCAGCUUUCUGGAGGCUGAAGAAGGCAUGAAGAGUGGGCUCCACCUGCUGGCAGACUGAGAAAAGAAUUUCCAGAAUUGGGUCCUAUUUUACAGAUUGGAAAACAAUGGUUCAAAAAGAGGGGAAAGGGCUUGAGGGAAUCUCCUGAUUCUCCUUAUAUGACCUCAAACUGACCAUACUAAAUAGUGUAGAAGGUCUUCUUAAGGCUCUAAAUGUCAGGGUCUCCCAUCCCCUGAUGCCUGACUUGUACAGUCAGUGUGGAGUAGACGGUUUCCUCCACCAGGGUUGACUCGGGGGCAAUCUGGGUCCCAUUCUGGCCUCAAGACCCCAAACAAGGUGUUCGUUCAACUCUUGGAUUUGGAGCCAGGCCGACCUGGAGCCUCUAACUGGUUAGUGUCAUAACCUCUGUGUGCUCCCAUUUCCCCAUCCGUCCAGUGAGCUCAGCCCCCAUCCAUCUAACAGGGUGGCCAUAGGGAUUACUGAGGGUUAAGACUUUAGAGCUGAGUCUAGCACACGAUAAGUGCUUAAGAAAUAUUCCUUUCCACAUCAAACAUUUUCUGACUCAGUUUACCUUUCUUGCCUGGUAAUAAGCAAAAGAUGCCUGGGUGCAUCUUCCUGCAACUGAGGUAGGGGUGAGCUAUUCAGAAGACCCUCAGGGGAGCUCACUGUUUGGGAGGAAGAAACAAUACUUGUCCCCUUGCAGCCUUGUUACAGCCUAGCUCUGUGCUCAAGUCCCAAACCAGAAAUAGCCAAGACUCCAUAGGCAGCCAUCUGGGAGUCUGGGGUAGCCAAAGAAAUAUGAAGGCAAAGUUGGAGAGGUAGAGAAGUCAGGAUGAGGACAGCAUUCAGCACAGCCUGAGUAAAGGCUGGAAAGCUAAAAGGAACGAGGCCUGAGAGGAGACCAGAGACCCACACAGGAGAGCCAAAAUAUAUAUGUAAAACCUUGCAAAGGCUUCCAUGGCCAGACACAUUGUACACACCAUAAAAUAGGUACUGUUAGCAAUUUUAAAAAAAUAUUAUUAGGACUCCAGGUCCAAAGAGUUCCAUAAUUCAUACUUGGUUUGUGGUAAAUGAUCAUCCCAUUAUCACUGGUCCAUGUAGGGUCCUUCUGAUGUUUUCCCCUCUCCCAAUCCACAUGUUCCCCACACUCCUUUUCCCUCUUUACCAUGAGCAUCUAACCCUAUGUGCUGAUAUAUGUCCCUGUACCUAAACUACACAGUGCUUUGUGUGUGUGUUUGCAUGAAUGGUAUAUAUAAGAAUUUCAUUCUAUUGCUGCUUUUAUUCUGUAAUUUUUUUAAUUUAAAAAAAUAAAAUUUUUAGAGACAGGUU